AUGGCCCCAAAGCACAACUCUCGAGACGUGGCCCAACAAGCGGCAUCAAACGGCUCUGCUCGGCAGCAGGUCGUCUGGGCCUUGUUCGCAACGGCCACCGCAGGCCUGUCGUCGUACUACUACUCGCUCACUCAGGCCACGUCUCUCAGGACUUCUCUGCCGGCAUCUUAUGCUCUCUGUGCCCACGAGACAGGCAAGGUGCAUACCGUCGAUAGCGCCGCACCCGCAGUAGAUUGUGUCGUGGUCGACAAGGCUAGAGUCACUGCUACAGGCUCCCUGGCGGACGUUCAGACGUGGUGGGACGACUAUCAAAACGAGCUCAUCUUCAAGUUCUACGGGAACGAGCCCAAGGCCAAAAAGCCUCUUCCCGUCUUCACCGCCCCGCCCAACGCCAUCAUCGUCCCCGGCCUGACCGAUGCGCACGCGCACCUCAUCGAGUACGGCUUCAAAGUGCAGCUGCGCCUCGACCAGGUCCGCAGCAUUUCCGCGCUCCUCGACGUCCUCGAAGCCUACGCGGACCUCGGUUCCCGCCCAGCGCUCGCUGGCCUCCCAAUCGCGCUCCACCGCGUCGACGUGCACGCGCUCUGGCUCUCCCCUCGCGCGCUCGCGCUCACCCGCACGCACCUCGGCGGCUCGUUCCCCGCCUCCGUGCCCGGCGGCCAGAUCGUGCGCGGGGACGACGGGGAGCCCACGGGCGUGUUCCUCGACGCCGCGCAGGAGCUCGUCCCCGUCCCGAAGUGGUCGGCGCAAAAAAAGGCCGAGUACGCGGCGCGCGUCGUGCGCGACGCCGUCGCCGUCGGGCUCACGAGCGUGCACGACGCGUCGAUGGAGAUGGAGACGCUCGAGCUGUUCAAGAGCAUGAACGCCGAGGGAAAGCUGCCUAUCCGCGUGUACGCCAUGGCCGACACGGACCGCAUGUCUCCCGACGAGGCCGAGCACCUGGAGAUCUACGACCCCGACCCUGCCGCACGCGUGCGCAUGCGCAGCGUGAAGCUCUUCACGGACGGUGCUCUGGGCUCCUGGGGCGCAGCACUGUUGACGCCCUACUCUGACAAGCCCGGAGAGACGGGGAUCAUGCGCUUCCCUGAGGCCGAGUACGCAAAGAUGGUGCGAACCUGGUGGGAGCGAGGUUGGGGGAUCAACACGCACGCCAUCGGAGACCGCGCCAACAAGGCCGUACUCGACACGUUUGAAGAGCUGCUCAAGACCUCAGACGACAAGGAAGCGGUAGCAAGGAGGAGACCCCGCAUUGAGCACGCGCAGAUCAUGCGCGUAGAAGACCUUCACCGCGCCGGCGAACUGGGAGUUCUGACUAGCGUACAACCAACUCACGCAACGAGCGACAUGUGGUACGCAGAGAAACGGCUUGUAUGCACUUCUUUCUCGUGGGAUGUUACAUGGCCCGAGCGUAUCCUCCUCCUCAAGGCCUCGCCGAACGGCAUUCUCCCGCUCGGCUCUGAUUUCCCGGUGGAGGACAUCAACCCCUUACUCGGCUUCUACGCUGCGGUGUCUAGACUGGAUGUCGAGGGCAAGAGCCCCCACGGCGAAGACGGAUGGUACUCCAGCGAGCGACUGACUCGUUCACAGGCCUUGAAGGGCAUGACGCUCGACGCCGCAUAUGCCGCAUUCGCGGAAGAUACCCUUGGGUCGCUGUCCGCCGGGAAGCGUGCCGACUAUGUGGUUCUUGACCGCAACAUCAUGGAUGAGGAGGGUGCUUUCAGCGAGAUCCUGGAGACGAAGGUGCUUGCGACCGUGGUGGAUGGGCAGAUCGUGUACGGGGGCAUUUAA
Epithele typhae is the source of this 1788-nucleotide messenger RNA. Its product is annotated as amidohydrolase family-domain-containing protein. The record is from RefSeq and is a predicted model, not a curated record. Gene Ontology annotation, molecular function: hydrolase activity, acting on carbon-nitrogen (but not peptide) bonds. NCBI's taxonomy places the organism in Eukaryota, Fungi, Basidiomycota, Agaricomycetes, Polyporales, Epitheliaceae. The transcript has 11 exons. Bases 1 to 1788 code for a protein of 595 amino acids.